Molecule: messenger RNA, 1086 nt
Organism: Fraxinus pennsylvanica
Lineage: Eukaryota; Viridiplantae; Streptophyta; Magnoliopsida; Lamiales; Oleaceae
Source: the annotation of a GenBank genome assembly
AUGGCUGAAACGCUGCCUCCGCCUCCUCCGGCAAACAUAGAAUCUCUGUCCAACUCAGUCCAAGAACUGUCCAAGAAAGGCUACAAUGAAGUACCGCAAAGAUAUAUCCAUAAAGAAGUUAGCAGUACUGGAGGGAUCAUCUGUGCCUCAGCUCCAUUAUUAGAUGUUCCAUCAAUUGAUCUGAGCCUUCUGAUCUCGCCAUCGCCCGCCGGAGUCGAGGAGCUCAAGAAACUUCAGUCAGCUCUCAAUUAUUGUGGUUGCUUUCAGGCAACAAAUCAUGGAAUGUCCAAUAUAUAUUUGGACAAAGUGAGACAACUGAGCAAAGAAUUCUUUGCACUUCCAAUGGAAGAGAAGCAGAAAUAUGGAAGAUCAGCUGAUGACCUUGAUGGAUAUGGAACUGAUUCAGUACUUUCAGAACAUCAAAUUCUUGAUUGGACGGAUCGGUUGUAUCUUACUAUAAGCCCUGAAGAUAAGAAAAGGCUCGAGUUUUGGCCUGAAAAUCCUCAAAGUCUUCAGGGGGUUUUGGAAGAAUACGUAAUGAAGUUAAAAACCUUGAAUGAGUUUCUUCUCAAGGCCAUGGCAAGAUCACUAAACUUGGAGGAGAAUUGCUUUCUCCAACAGUACGGCGAAAGUGAAAGCGCGGCAAUCAUAGCGAGAUUCAACUUCUACCCAACUUGUCCGAGGCCUGAUCUCACACUUGGCGUUAAACCUCACGCCGAUGCCUCAGCCAUCACUUUCCUGUUACAAGACAGAGAAGUUGAAGGCCUUCAAGUGUUGAAAGAUGAUCAAUGGUUUAGAGUCCCAGUUGUUCCUUACUCUAUUCUUGUUAAUGUUGGAGAUCAAGUUGAGAUAAUGAGCAAUGGAAUAUUUAAGAGCCCUGUGCAUAGGGUGGUUACUAAUUCAGAGAGGGAGAGAAAUACACUGGCUGUGUUUUUUAUACCGGGAUCAGAAAUGGAGAUUUGUCCUGUGGAGAAACUCAUCAAUGAGGAAAACCCAAGAAUGUACAAGACAAUUAAAGAUUAUGUCAGUAUAUAUUUUCAAAAUUACCAGCUGGGAAAGAGACCUAUUGAUGCAGCAAAGGUAUAA